AUGGUGAAGGACAUUGCCAGCCUCGCAACAUUCCUCAAGGAACAGCGAGGCCUCCUUGAUGCUGCGGGCUGGUCCUCCGCGGCAGAGCAACACAUCAGCAAUCUGGACCUCCGGAUCAAGAAGCUUGCAAACGUCACCACGGAGGAAGCCACUGCGCUGACGACUGCCGUUCAGACCCUUCCGGUCACUGCAGAGGCCAAACAGAAGCUGUCCCAGACGAUAUCCACGACUCUACUUGCCAAAAAGGACAAGGUCGUUGUCAAGGGCGGGGCCCAGCUGCAGGGCGUCGACGCGUUCGGCGCCUACAUCAGCAAACGAGACAAGGAGUGCUGGGAGCUCCUGGCCGACCCCGAUACGCACGCGGUCCAUAAGGUUGAUGUGCUGGCGUCCCGGUGCUUGAAGAUCGGGCUCCACUACAUGACGGAGGCCGGCUAUGGCAGAGUUGUCGCCACGGGGGUGGCUUGCGGCCUUGAGGCGGACAGCCACAAGGCCUUUCUUGAACAUGUCCGGUGCCUCAAGGAUAAGGUCAAGACUCGCAGAAAGAGUUCCAAGUUGGACUCUUACUACACCCACCUGCCGCCCAACCCACGAGAGCUUCCCGGCGACCUCUUCCAGAACGCCUUCCAGGAUGAGACUCUCGAUCCCGUCUCCGAGGUGCUCGUGACUGCCGCCUUGGACAAGACCGGAACCCUGCGGAAGUCGAAGAAGGCCUUGGAAGACUCCACAGCAUUGGUGCCGUGGACUGCGAGUUCGUCGUCGUCGUCCAAGCGUGCCACAGGUGAACAAGAACAGGUGCAGCAGAUGAUGCGGUUUAUGAGCAUGUACCACAUGAUGCAGAAGAUGCAGCAGGGCGAGAAUGUCGGAAGUGGCAACGACGGCCUCAACCUGCACAUCUUUGGCCAGCCCGCAAAGCGUAAGCCCAAGGCGCUCAUGGACAAACCGGUCGAGACCCAGCCUAAUGAGACGGCGACGCAUGGUGCAGCUCCCCGGGAGGAGCCGACUCAGCAGGGCCCAGAAGAGAAGGGCCCAGCACAGCAAACCAUGCCGGAAGAACCUGCAGCGCCCGUGCUCCACAUCCCGGACAUUAACAGCAUCAGCGUGCAGGAGCAGGCGAACUGGCUUAAGAGCGACGGGUCGAACACGUCGGAGAAGCCGAAGGUGAAGGCGAAGGCUAAGGCGAAGGAGAAGGCGAAGGCGAAGGCGAAGGCCUCCUGCAAGGCCUUCGCCAAGUCGUCGCCGAAAGCCAUUGCGAAAGGCAAGGCAAAAGCCAAGGCCAAACAGGGCCCCGCCUCGACAUCGUCAAAGGCGGUGAUCAGGCGUCCGGCCGCUUGCAGGGGCUGGGACAUCGAGGACCGCUUUCGCGCUAGCGGUCAGAGGGAUCGUUACUUUGUGUCGCCCAGUGGCUCCGCUUUCCGCACCAUGGCUGAAGCUGAGAGUCAGGGCUACGUUAACAUGGAGGGGUGA
Symbiodinium natans is the source of this 1464-nucleotide messenger RNA. NCBI's taxonomy places the organism in Eukaryota, Dinophyceae, Suessiales, Symbiodiniaceae. The record is from the annotation of a GenBank genome assembly.